This is a messenger RNA of Bacillus rossius redtenbacheri, 3196 nucleotides long. Its product is annotated as tumor necrosis factor receptor superfamily member 11B-like. Gene Ontology annotation, molecular function: death receptor activity; nerve growth factor binding; coreceptor activity. The coding region runs from base 128 to 499 and encodes 123 amino acids. The transcript is spliced from 2 exons. The record is from RefSeq and is a predicted model, not a curated record. Gene Ontology annotation, cellular component: cell surface; plasma membrane. NCBI's taxonomy places the organism in Eukaryota, Metazoa, Arthropoda, Insecta, Phasmatodea, Bacillidae. Gene Ontology annotation, biological process: Rho protein signal transduction.
UCGGGCCCUCGGUCGCCGACGCAGCCGACGCAGCCGACGAUGACGGCGGUGCGUCGCCUCUGACCCGCGCGGGUCACGUCCCUGCCGCCGGCGAUGCGAGCGCCGCGACGCCUCCCGGAAGGGAAAGAUGAGGCCGUCGCGAUGUCUGCUCAUCACGUUGGCGAGCCUGCUGCUCGUCCAGCAGACGCGCGCGUGGCCCCCCCGCCUACGUCACCGCCACGGCGACCCGCGCUGCUCCGCCUGCCCUCCCGGCGCAGGGGUGUCCAGUCCCUGCUCGCCUCUCCGCGACACGCUCUGCUCCACCUGCCCCCAAGGGCUAGCCUACUCGCCGCACCACUCUGCGCGCGCCGCCUGCGCGCUCUGCUCCCGCUGCGGGCCGGGCCUGUUCGAGGCGCACCCUUGCACUCCGCGCAGCGACACCGUGUGCGACGACUGCUCCAACCCGCGGCCGCCGCCCGCCGCCAACGGGGACUACUCAGCCAAGUGCCGCCUCUCCUGACCUGACCUGACGCUGUGGCCCGUGGGGGGGCCUCCCAGGGCGGUAGAGCCUAUCAGCCAAGAGCGCCGUAUUAAGAAAGAAAUGGGGGCAUAAUCAUAAUCCUGACGCUGUAGCCCGUCACUGUUUCAACUUGUGCACUUUCAGAGUCACUUUAUCACUUACAUGAAUUUUUUUUUUUAACUUUAUUCCUAACCUAAAUUUAAAAAAAAAAAACUAAGUGUGUUGGGUCAGGGUUCCGGGUUAGGGAGGGAGACUUUAAGUGCGUCUCGGGCCGAAGCCUUAUACGCUCUAGUCAUGCAGGGUUUAAGCCAAUGCGCGAGAGGGAAGCAUGCAUCAUGUGCUAGGAGGGGGAUUGGCCAGCCAUGGCAGCAAUUGGCGCCAUGACUAACUCCCCUCACUGACUAUGCUAGGUCAGUAACUAGAUAAGUUGGGCCCAGGUCAAACCUGCAUAGACACAGGUGAAACCCUGGGCACUGACAUGUGGGAUGCAAAAUGUCAUGCAUUAAUUACAUGCGGGUUGGCUACGGGAAUAGAAGGAUGGCUCAGGAAGAAGAGUUGGAAGAGUAGAAAAUAUCUACUAAGCAAGGGCGGGCACUUGGACAUUUUUGUCCGCAUUGGGGGUUUUGCUGCAACACAUUGGAGUUUGAGCUUAUUUUGAACUGAGUAAUAAUUUGGUUAAUUUAUGUUUAUUUAGAACAUUGUCUUUUCUCUCUCUCCCUUUCCCUCUCCCCCUCCCCCUCCCCCUCCCUCUUCCAUUUUGCCCCUUACGAUAUAAUUACGAGUCGAGGUUUGAAUUGCCAAAGAAGUUUCACUUCUAUAACACACACACACACACACACACACACACACACACACACUUUUUUUCGUGCAAACGCAUUUCGGAAUUUUUACUUCAAGUAACUUAAUUUAGUUUCCCUGGAGGAAAAGUCUAACUAUUCAGUUAAGUAACCAUUAUUAUUAUUUAUUUUAAAGUUAACUGUUUUUAUUCUGUAAUUUAUUUAUAUAUUCUACUAACAUUCCAAAAAUUUAAAAGUUUUAACAUUUGCAAUUAAAUACACGUAAAAAAAAUCACUUUUUUUUCAUGGAUGUUGAUUCACUUGAAAAGUCCACAAGUUGAAUAUUGUUUCAUGUAAAUAUUAACAAGUAAAAAAAAAGCUAGUGUAUGCCCUUAACAGGUAGGCAUCUGACACAAGAAGGAUUUCUUUUUAGUGUUACUUGUCACAUUGAGUGUUCGGUAGUCCAUAAACACCCAGCAGGACUCUGAGCCAGUGGUCAGGUUGCUCAGUUUCGUGAAGCCAGGUUUUAAGUCAUAAACAAAGCUAAUGGUAAAAAAAAACAAUAGAUUCGGGAAUAUUAGGGAUUUUUUUUGCAUCAUGGCUAUCUUGCUGUGUUUUACGCGCCUGUCGUGGCGAAGAGUUAUGAAUGGUGUUUCAGUGAUGAAGUCCCCCACUGCUUUUAUUACUGAUACUUACUGCUCGUUCAGCUGUCAGUAGCGAGGGCAAAAUCCCAUGCGGCCAAGUCACACAAAAGGAGUUGUUGUGCUUAAUGGGUUGUCGAUCGCCCUGUGAACCUUUGUGUGAUUUGUGUGUGCCAGUGAAAUGGUGUCCCUGCUUCUAUACGGUGCAGCGAACUUGUUAUGCAAGAUCAAUUUUGUUUUUUCGCCUCGUAGGUCUACUCUCGAGGCAGACUGCUCCUCGAACCCAUAUUAUACGAGUUGAGUAGGUGGUACAUAUUCGCAUGCGCCAUAAACCUAUCUAAUUUGAUGCAUUUGCAGUUGGAUAAUAAUGAUUUGCUGGACAGCUGGAUCCAAAAAAAUAGGCAAAAAAAGGCUGAAUUAUUUCUUGAAUAAUUGAUCUGGUAGUAAUGUGAAAUUUUGUGGUGCUUUGAUUGUAUAGUACCAAUAACUCCACUUCGCUGUCCCAUGUGGAAUAUUUAUUUGGAUUUUUUUUGUGUAUAUAUAAUUGUGGGUGUUCGUUUGUGCAGGUUUUCUUGUAUGAUUAAGCAAAAAGUUUAUAAUAAAUUUCAGCAAGUUACGCGAGUCAUACUAUAAAAAAAUAAUUUGUUAAAAAUUAUAGAUUGUGGAUAUUUUGUAUGUGUAAUAAUUUUAAAUGUGACCGCUCCUUGUUUGUAUAGUUGUAGUGAUCCUCAUCAAGCAAUCAAUUUGAUUUCAAAUAUAAAUAAAAAUAACAAAAUUAGGUCAUUUACUUUUAAGUUUAUAGUCAGAAUAUAGGAACGCCACCAGAAUCCAAAUUGGUAUAAAAUAAUAAUGGCUCCGAAUUUAUAUAUUUAAAAUAUUGUUAAAAUGUUCUCCCUAAAACUCUCCAAGCUUUUCCCUGGUGAAAUAAUUAAGGAUUUUAUACUACUAAAAAAAUGCACAUGCACUUUAUAACUUGUUAAAUUUAGGUUGUUCAAUUUUCUAUUUUUUUAUUUUAAAUAAUUUACAUAUGUUCAACCAAACCACAUAUACUGUGCUGGAAAAAACUUUCUUAGUUUUAACAAUGAUUUUUUUUAAGUAGGUUCUAUUUGUACAGUGUAAGAACUUUUUAUAAUUUUUUGUAGAAAUAUGUAGAAUACUUCUGUGCUCUGUCUUCAAAUGUGUAAGUUUUUUUUUUUUUUUUUGAUACAAUGUUUUAUUAGGCCCGCUUGUGUUUGAAUUGUACAUAUUUUCAAUGGUUCAUUUUCCAAAUAAACAUUUUU